CGCUGCAGAGACGACAGGUCAGCUGGAACGUGGUCUGUUGUUGGCUGUUGGAUGGUAACACCUGAUGACACGAAGGUGAACUCUGUAGACCGCGUCCCAGUGGGCCUGGACGUUUAAUUAGGCCAUUAUUUCUCAUUUCCCUUACUUUUUUCUUUGAGUACACUUCAAUGAAACGCGUCCACGUUUUCUGCUCCGCAGUUACUUGUCGUGUUAACAUGCCACUGCAGAUGUUUGCUGUUCAUAUAUCAACACGUCUUUCCAUCUGUGUCGCAUUAAAGCUUGAUUAACAGCAGCUGUGCUUCACAGAGGCAGGGCGGCAGGCCGACUCACUUUCUCUGACUGAGAGAAAAAAGACUUUGUGGGCACGGGGUCAGAGGGACCUCCGUCAACCCAUGAAGGGUCAUGUGAUGCUUCUUGGAGGUUACGUGGCAUUAACCUGGGGUUCGGCGUUGCCCCCUUCAGGAUCAGCCCGUUGCUAGUUGUUCUGUGAUUGGCUGACUGCUGACAUCAGUAUCGAGAUGGCCCACCUCUUCCUCGCCAGUAAGAUCACCAUGUCGGACGACCUCCACAGCAAAGGCGGUCCCAGGAUCCCCAGGAGUGCGCUGAAGACGCCGAAAUCGAUCUCUUCUGAGAAGCUGAUACGGGACAAGCCCAGGAAGGACCAAAGCGUCAUUGUGACGACUCAUGUCCCGCACGUCAACGAGAUCCAGCUGAUGGCGGCCACCGGCGGUGCUGAGAUGUCCUGCCAACGCUGCACUGUGCCGUUUGGCGUGGUCGUCCUCAUCGCCGGCAUUGUGGUGACAGCGGUGGCGUACACCUUCAACUCUCACGGGUCCACCAUCUCGGUGCUGGGACUGGUGCUGCUGUCUGCUGGACUGGGACUGCUGGGCUCCAGCGCUGUCUGCUGGAGGGUUCGAUUGAGGAAGAAGAGGGACAAACGGAGGGAGAGCCAGACCGCCCUCAUGGCCAGCCAGGGUUACUAUGUGGCCUGACCACCGUCCAGAAAAAACACCUAUUCGGACCUUUAGACAUUCGAAACACGAGUUCAAGCUUGAGCUCUGGAGAUCUGUACAGUCCAGAUGAAAAACUCCAGGGAGACAGUGAACCUGAACACACCAGACUAACAAUGCAAAGUCUAACAGGGCAGGAAUUGGUAAACUUUGCAAAUUUAGUGCCAUCAGGUUUACAAACUGUAGAGAGAUGGACCUCGGGCUCGUUGGCCCGGAGGCUCUCAUCCACCUGAGGCGAUGAUAAGGAUGAGAGGAUGAUGUGUUGCAGCCUGGACAGAUGGCAGCCUGCAGUUUGAGUUCAGAAACUAACUACUCCACACUGCAAGUUCUGGACGAUGGACGAGGGCUAAACUUUCUUUAACAAAGCCCGAGCACUGAGAAAAUGAGUUUAAUAGUCAACGGAAAAUUAAUCACCAACAAUUUUGGCAAUCGAUCGGUCAUUUAUGUCACUUAUGAAGCAAAAGUGCCAAACAUUGUGUGGUUCCAGCUUCUCAAAUUUCAUCCAUUUCUCUGUUUUGGGUCAUUGCGGUUUUGGACUGUUCUGCUGAGAAACUUCGACGGAGCCCCACGGGGGUCAUAUGGUAGAAAGAAAAUAUUGCUGUGGUUUAAGUAAAGUAUCUGUUGGUCAGAAUAAAAAGAGGGAAUUAGAAUUCUUUUUAAAAACAGAUUUUAACUGAUAUAACGCAGCUUCUAAUUGUCAUAGCAGCUAAAUGAAGCAGAGACUAAUAAUCGGUGUCAGAAAACAGCAAGAAUAGCCAUAAUUCAGCUUUAAAUGCCCACAACCAUUAAUUUCAUUCAUUUUAAAUAAAAUCUAUGACACAUCGAAAUUAGGCCCCCAAUUUAUAUUCUGCUCCGAAAAGCCGAUACUUGUGUCGUGGUGUGCACCGUACAGCAGAGGACUCAUAUUUUAGUAUCCUAUCAAUUAUACAUUCCAAUAAUACAUUAAUGUACAUUACAUUAAUUAUCAAUCUCUUCUUUCAUUCAGUGGGUAAAAACAUCACUUGAUGUAACACCCUCACUGCUUUUAUUCUGAAGGUCAGAGUCUCAGAAGUCUUGUCAUUACUGUGAACACAGAGCCCAAUUUAUUGAUCCGUCUGCAUGGAUUUUUCAAAUAUUUCUCUCGACUGAAUGGUUAAUCAAUUAAUCGAAAACACAGACAACAGCGGAUUUGAUAUAGACGGUGGUUAGUUGUAGCCCUGCAAAGCUCCCUGAUGAUGUACAGUAUAUGUAAGUAAAUGCUGCUAAUAAGCUAUAAAGUUCAUUUAGAAGGUACUCUAUUGCUGACAUUUCUCUUUCCUGGACACAAUACAGGCGUCAGUUUGCCUCGUCUCUGAUCGGCCCCGUCUGUGACCUCCGUGUGCCGCCCCGUGCGAUUCGCUCGCACUGCGUUCUGUGGGCAGGAAAUAUUGGUUUCCAACGAUCCGUUGGGUCCCGAGAGUAACUUCGAAGACGCAACCCGCGGCUGAAUAACGGGGAGAAAACAGGCUCUGUGAACGAAUCGGGGGGUGAUAUACGGAGUUGUGGGGAUAUUCUUUGAUAUGCAUGCCACUUUGUAUGUUUAAACUAGUGCACUAUGAUCCAAAGUGAUGAAAAAUAACCAAAUGUCAUGUAUUCCACCAUAUUAAAUAGCUCACAUGUAGUUGUAACCGUAACUGUUGAACUGAGGGUCAAUCUGAAACUGUCUCUCUCUCUUUUACCUUACCGGUCUUAUUUAUUCUGUGUCAACAGGCAUGUAAGUGAAAUAAAUUUGUUUUAUUAAAGACAAGAGUCGAGUGCUGACCUGAC
Molecule: messenger RNA, 2795 nt
Organism: Xiphias gladius (swordfish)
Lineage: Eukaryota; Metazoa; Chordata; Actinopteri; Istiophoriformes; Xiphiidae
Product: transmembrane protein 100-like
Exons: 2
Coding region: 519-992 (157 amino acids)
Biological process (GO): cellular response to BMP stimulus
Source: RefSeq, a predicted model, not a curated record